Molecule: messenger RNA, 3165 nt
Organism: Ostrea edulis (European flat oyster)
Lineage: Eukaryota; Metazoa; Mollusca; Bivalvia; Ostreida; Ostreidae
Product: vacuolar protein sorting-associated protein 45-like
Exons: 14
Coding region: 60-1748 (562 amino acids)
Biological process (GO): intracellular protein transport; vesicle-mediated transport
Cellular component (GO): Golgi membrane
Source: RefSeq, a predicted model, not a curated record
GAGAUAACCCAGAUUAAUGAAAAAUCAAGUAGACGUUAGGCUGAAAAGUAUCUGUCAAAAUGAAUGUUAUCUUGGCAAUAAAACAGUAUAUUAGUAAAAUGAUCGAAGAAAGUGGACCUGGAAUGAAGGUCCUGCUGAUGGACAAGGAAACGACCAGUAUUGUGAGCAUGGUGUAUGCACAGUCAGAAAUUCUACAAAAGGAAGUGUACUUGUUUGAAAGGAUAGAUUCCUCUGGACGUGAAACAAUGAAACAUCUAAAAUGUAUCACAUUUCUCCGACCAACAAAAGAAAAUGUGGAACUUCUUUCCCAAGAGCUGCGAAUGCCCAAAUAUGGAUUGUAUUACAUUUAUUUUAGUAAUGUUAUCAGCAAACAGGAUGUGAAAGUUUUAGCAGAAGCUGAUGACCAAGAGGUUGUGCGAGAAGUCCAGGAAUUCUUUGGUGAUUACAUAGCAGUAAACCCCCACCUGUUUACACUAAACAUUCCAGGAUGUUGUCAAACUCUUAACUGGUCUCCUGGAACAUUAUCAAGGACAGUUGAAGGACUAACAUCAGUGUUGCUGUCACUCAAGAAGUGUCCCAUAAUACGCUACCAGAACUCUUCAGAAAUGGCCAGGAGACUUGCAGAAAAUGUCAGGAAUACCAUAAACAGAGAAGCAGCCCUGUUUGAAUUUCGUAAAACAGAUGUAGCUCCAGUACUGGUGAUUUUAGACAGACGAGACGAUGCUGUAACACCACUUCUUAAUCAGUGGACAUACCAAGCUAUGGUUCAUGAGCUUCUAGGAAUAAACAAUAAUCGCAUCAAUCUGUCAGAUGUGCCUGGAAUUUCCAAAGACUUGAAAGAAGUAGUCUUAUCUGCUGAGCAUGAUGAAUUUUAUGCCAAUAAUAUGUACAAUAACUUUGGAGAAAUAGGAACAAACAUAAAAGAACUUAUGGAGGAGUUCCAGCAAAAAUCACAAAGUACAGCAAAAGUAGAGUCUAUUUCUGAUAUGAAGGCAUUUAUUGAAAAUUACCCUCAGUUUAAGAAGAUGUCGGGUACAGUAGCAAAGCAUGUCGCUGUAGUAGGAGAGUUGUCUCGAUUAGUCAAUAAGCACCACCUGAUGGAGGCAUCAGAACUUGAACAGGAACUAGCCUGUCAAGGGGAUCACUCAGCAUGUUUACAGAGGAUAAAAUCUCUGUUGUCCAGUGACAAGCUUCAGCAAAUGGACAUGCUACGUCUGAUUAUGUUGUAUGCCUUGCGGUAUGAGAGUCACAGUAACAAUGAUAUAUCAGGACUGCUGGAUGUACUACGCAAAAGGGGAGUCAGUGAUAAACUGAGAAAUGUCAUCCCGGCUGUCUUGGAGUAUGGUGGUCGCAAAGCACGAGGAAGUGACCUGUUUGGUAAUCAAGAUGCGGUAGCUAUUACCAAGAAAUUUUUCAAAGGGUUGAAGGGAGUUGAAAAUAUAUACACCCAACAUAAACCAGUUAUGCAUAAUGUUUUGGAUCAACUAGUGAAGGGAAAGUUGAAAGAAGGAACUUUUCCUUACUUGGGUACAAGUGUCCUGAAAGAAAGGCCACAGGAUAUAAUCGUAUUCAUGAUUGGGGGAGCCACUUAUGAGGAAGCUUUGACAGUACACACCCUCAAUAGAUCCACGCCUGGAGUUAGAAUAGUUCUAGGAGCGACUUCUAUUCUCAAUCUCAAAAGCUUUAUGGAGGAAGUCAUGCAAGCUGUCCGAAGCCAGUCCUCAAACCGCUUAGGAACACGAUGGUGAAAUUGAAACAAGUGAUUUUGUCACAAACAGCUACAGAGAUCAGAUCAGAGACAGAUAUUGUGAUAGAGUUAUUGAGCAAAAAAAGACCAUCAAUUUGGUAUUGUUUCUUUUAUAAAACUGAUAAUGAUCUUUAUAAUUUAAUGUUAUAUUUACGUUGAUAGUAAAUGGGGACUGUCGAACUAUUGUAGUAUAUCAUUGAAUAUGAUUGUAAUACAUGUGCAUAAUUAUACAUUGUGCAACAUGGUUUACUGUGAUUGAAGCGCAAGAUUUCAGACAAAGUUUCGGUAUACAUGUAUGUAGAUGUUGCAAGAAGGGAAUAGGAAGUUUUGCCAUUGAGAAAUGAAAAAGAGAAACUGCAUUGUAAAAUUGUCUGUCUCAGUUUGGGAUAUGAAAUAAAACAGUGUUAUACUUAUAUGUACUUUAUAUAUAUAACCUUGCCUUUUCACCUUCAUGCUUUGAUUUAUGGUAUCAGAAGAAGGACAUUUGCACAGAAAAAUAAGAUUCCAUUGUAGACAUCAGAUUUUUCAAGUUUUCUUCUCAUUGAAAUUGACAUGAAGCUCUUAUAUGUACCUUUAAAAUGUGGGAAGGCUGAAGUAUCAUUAAGAACCCCACCCCCACCCCCUAAUGUAUCUUAAUAGUUUUUUUGUCAUUUGAAAGCAUUUUGGUACAAUUUUUUAUUGAAUUUUAUUUUGUUCAUUCUGCAUUCCCUUGUAACAAAAAGGGUAAUAAAAAUAAAUUUUUAAUUCAGAAACGUAUACUGGAGGGGGAAAAGACGGGGUUUAGAGGAAAAGGGGGAUAGGAGUGGAAAGUGGAGGAGGAGAGAGGUCAUUGGGGAGGGAUGAGGAGAGAAGAAGAGAGAGGAAAAAGAGAAAAAACUGGCUAGAGAAGGGAGGGGUGGGAAGUGGGAGAGGUAGAUUCCCCAUUCCACCCCCAACCAGGGAAACUAUUUUGUGGAAGAGAGCAAAACAUGCACACAUUUGUGCAGUUCUCAAAGUAGUUUAUAGAAAUGUCUUGCACCAAGCAAUAUCACUUCAAAGGUCAACAAUUCUUAGGUUAGCUUUGAACAUGUAUACCUAUCCAUGAAAAUUCAGUUUAGAAUACACGACUGAGUGAAAGGUAUGACAGGAGAUUUGGCAUUUUAGGUGUCAGUGUAUUAUGUUUUGUUGGAUUAUAGGAUGAAACUUUGGCUUCAGCCUCAGAGAAAGUUCAGUCCUCAGGUCACUUGUUGCCCUCGAACCCAGUCAACAAAAUUUGUACAGAUUGUACUGGUACUCGACAGUAAAGUGAUGGAAAUGGACAGUACUUGUUUAUUUUUAUAAGGGUCUGUGCAAUAUGUAAAUUGAAUUAAGUAUAUAUACAUUUACAUUGUAUAUGGCAUUGUCACACAGCAAUUAUAAUAAACUACUUAAACAUGAAA